Molecule: messenger RNA, 1005 nt
Organism: Drosophila hydei
Lineage: Eukaryota; Metazoa; Arthropoda; Insecta; Diptera; Drosophilidae
Product: paired mesoderm homeobox protein 2A
Exons: 4
Coding region: 170-994 (274 amino acids)
Biological process (GO): regulation of transcription by RNA polymerase II
Molecular function (GO): RNA polymerase II transcription regulatory region sequence-specific DNA binding; DNA-binding transcription factor activity, RNA polymerase II-specific
Source: RefSeq, a predicted model, not a curated record
AGAAUUUCAACUCACAAUUCGCAUGCCUAAUUGAAUUGUGUUCUUUGCUCUUGCCUCACAAUUUCGUUGUCAUCAUCAUUACGUUCAUCAUUAUUAACAAUUGUCCAAUUAGGCAAAACAGUGAUUGAUCAAGUGAUUUGUACAAGAAUUUAAAUUCAAUUUACCAACCAUGUUAAACUAUCAGCAGCAGCUGCAUUCCAUACCCGUCGGCAAUGCCGGCAAUUUCUAUUAUGCCGCCUCGACAAUGCCGUCGGCUACGUAUGCCGCACCGCCUGGGCAGCCUGUGGAGCUGGAAGAGAAGCUGCAUCAAGCCUCCUAUGUCAAGGAUAAGGAAAUUACAAAUCGCCGAGAGCUCGAGAAAAUGCAUCGCUUCACCGUGGACAAUCUCAUUGAACUGAAACAGGAUGCAUUCGCCAAGAGCAAAUUAUCCAUGGAGUUGGCCAAUAACUUUGGCGGCGUCAGCGGUUGUGGCGGCGGUAGUGGUGGCGCCGUCGAUUACCCCAACAAUCUCAGCUCGGGGCACUCCAGGAAGCCGCGUCGCAAUCGCACCACCUUCAGCUCAGCACAGCUAACAGCGCUGGAGAAGGUCUUUGAACGUACCCAUUAUCCUGACGCAUUUGUACGCGAGGAACUGGCCACCAAGGUGCAUCUGAGCGAGGCGCGUGUGCAGGUCUGGUUCCAGAAUCGUCGAGCCAAAUUUCGACGCAAUGAGCGCAGCGUCAGCCUCGGUCGUCCGCUCUUGGACACGGCUACGCAGCUGGUGCCAGCUCCAGUGCCCAACAAUAUGCACAAGUAUCCAAAUUUGACUCACAGUGCACCACCCGGCGCCUACGCCCUGAACUUUGCACCACUUGAGCUGCGCUCCUGCCAGAACUACACGAACUGCUAUGGAGGAUUCGGUGCGACUCCAAGCAGUGCCAAUGGCGUGUGUUCCUUCUUCGGAGCGCCCAACUAUUGUGUAAACUAUGCGAAAAAUGCGUAUCCCUCGCUCUGAUAAGGCACACG